Oryzias latipes (Japanese medaka) is the source of this 6465-nucleotide messenger RNA. NCBI's taxonomy places the organism in Eukaryota, Metazoa, Chordata, Actinopteri, Beloniformes, Adrianichthyidae. The record is from RefSeq and is a predicted model, not a curated record.
UUAGUAUCAUCUAAGGAGAAUGCGGCUUCAACGUUUCAGGGGAGAAAAAUCACCACCAGAAUUUUGUCGUUUAUAAUAUGUGUAUUUGCUUGUUUUGACUUUUUUGUUGUUUUUUAAAUAUUUUUUAGUUGUUUCCUUUUUCUGUAUUUUCCCUAAAUGUGGACAGGAAGUGAAGAGAGCGACACUGUCGUGGGCAUAGAUAACCCAGCCUUCGAUGGAGAAGGAAGCACUGAGCUUUCCAUUCCUUCGACUUGGCUGGGGAGAAAAAUGCGAGGUGACAGGCCGGAUAGCACCCUUGCAGCUCACCAUAAAAAAAUGGAGCUGCAAGCCCCUGCCAAAGAAAGAGGAAAUGAACAUGCCCAAAAUUACUUUGACCCAUCGUCGGCAGAGCAGAUAGACCCUAGGCAUCACUGGACGACUGGGGUCAACACUAAAGAUGAGUUGGAAUUAACAAUACUGAACGCAGAUGAAAACAGGCUGUACGAAAGGAUGGCUGCCCUGCUGGAGGACGAUGACACUUCUUUAGACAUACCUGGUACACUACAAGCCUCCAGGGAUGAUGAGGUGUUGGAGGUGAAGGCGGGUGAUCUGCUGCUUCAGCGGCGACUGCUGCUCCACAGUGGUGGUGAUGCCUCGGGCUCUGGGCCCUCGCAGGCCCACACCACUGCCAAAACACGAGCCAAGGGUGGAGAAGUUGGACUCGAAGCGGGGAGGAUGGAGAUGGGCAGAGAGAUCACUGUAAAAACGAGGACAGCUGAGGAAGUGAUUCCCCACUACGCCCAGCAGCUGAGGGAGCGUGUGCAGCCUGACAUGAUCACGCUUGGCAGCCUUUCACUGCAGCAGCAACAAGCUCCAAAUAAACCCUGGAAAAUGACUGAAUGGGCAAAGAGGAAGAAAAGGCUAGCUUCCCUUUUCAGAGGGAACAGUGAGAAUGCCACUUCACCCAGAGACUGUGAUGAAGCGGUCAGACCACAGCCCAGGCUGAACACACUGUUUCCGUGCGCUGAAAGCCCAUCAGUCAGCGAGCUGGGUGGAGGCCAAGGAGACGCCAAACACGGCCAGAUGACGGCAGUCCUGGAAUCCUCGUCUUUGGCGUCACGCCCCCCGUGGCCGAGUGCCCGGAGUUCCCUUCCUCAGCCUGUGGAGGUGCGUGUUUGUUGCCUAAGAGCCACCAGAGACAAACUUCCCAGAGGCCUUUAUUCUAUCCGAGUGACGAUUCACAGCCGUCUAGGGGGUUCGACUCUUGCUUUGUUUGGUCAGAGCAAGCAUCAGGAUUGGGGAACGUCCACGGAGCCGACGGAACAUGGAGGCCGCUUCUACCACAACGAUCUACCAAUUAACCAGAGCCUCUUCAUGAACUUACCUGCUGCCUGUGAUAUCACCCCCUCCAUGGUCCUGGUAUUCCAGCUCAUCAACCUAGCUGGGCACAGCAGCCAUGUCAGCUCUGCUCUAUCCUGGGGUGCUUUUCCCAUUUGUGGGCCAAGCUUCUGUCUAGUCCAGGGCAAGUUCAAAACUCCGCUAUUGAGGGGGGAGCCCAACCAACAAAUGGACCAAUUUAAAAAGAUCGAGGCUCAAAUCGGCUCUGACCUGGACAACUGGCUUUGCAACUUGUAUUUUCAGGUGAAAAGGCUCCCACCUGGUGCAUCUGUGCAGUCUGAGCUCUCUGUGGUAGCACCGAACCCUCCUGCGAUCAAACCUGAGAUCCACGAGGAUCAACCCCAGCCUCGGCCCCCGUCCCAGUCACUUCUCUGUCCUCAGCCCGAGUCUCAAACUCAGCUCUACGCAGGCCCCAGCUGCAGAGAAGAGCCCGUUGUUUCACAUUCACAUCAGGGGUCUUGUCUCCAUCUGUCAGCUGAUUCUGCUUGCUCUUCCUCAUCUCUCCCAGGAAAAAAUUAUCCUCUAUCUGGGAGUAGCGAGGAGAGGAGUGAUCCGUGCAGAGAGGGUGCAGAGGGUGGGAAUCACUGCAAGAAGAAGCCAAUCAAGAAGACAAAUAGCUGUGGCCCCAGCAUGAGCGGCAGAAGCGCACCGCCUCGGCAGGCAGACAAACAGACGACGCAGACUUCAACGGAAACCCUCUCUGCGGAAGACAUGGAGGAGUAUACGUUUUCUCUACAGUCAGCACCAGCUGGACCCAGUCACAGUCCUCCACACCUCUCUGACCGAGUCCGUAUCGCCCUCUGCAUGCUGCUGUCCGAGCUAGACCUGCCGUUGCUGCGGCAACGACAUCAACAACACCUGAAUGAUAGCUGGCAUGACUCCGUUCAGCAGCUCGGCCUCAUUAUGCUUCUCCUAACUUUGAUGUGGUUCGUGAGGCUUUACCUGCAUUACUGGAGCCAGUGGCUCUACCUCCAGGCCAUAGCGGUUCCUGUCAACAAAUUCCGCUUCCACGCACACACAGUGGAGCUCGUCUACCAGAGUUCUUUGCUCCACACCCGGGAGGAACUGGCUAUGGUGAUGGUGGGUCCCCUGACCUUGAACGCAGUAACGUUCCUGCUGGUUCUGAUCAGAUGGGGCUGUCAACUGAUAUUUGGCUCACUCCCUUCAUUCAUGUCAAAGUUUAUCAUGGCUCAGGGAGUGUGGACAGUCCUCGACCCCCUAGCAGUCUUUGCUGUGGACGCCGUCCUCGGGCAUCUCAUUUACAGCCCUGAUGUACCAGUGGGCGAUGCAGCCAAGCUUUACUGGCACUUUUAUCGAGCUGAUCGUUCGGGUGCAGCAGGAGUGUUCAUCACUCUGUUCCUGUAUGCAGUCCACUUCCUGCUCUCCAUUACUAUUCUUUCUAUUUACCUGCUCAGAUUCCACAACGAUGGUCGCAUGUUAGAUGUUUUCCAGCGACUCACCGCUAAAGAGGGAAAAUACUUCUUGCCUCAAGACCUUGAGCUGUCCAAUCAGGAGCUUAGCUACAUUGUCAAAAAGGCUGAGCAGUGGAGAGGCUUCAAUGGUGAGAGGCGCAAGGUGGCUGUUUAUGAUUAUGUCUGGACAACGGAGGAUGUUCUGUCAAGUUCUGGAGAAGAGCCCCACAUGGAGGCACCACCACCACCACCAGAGGGUGAGACCAGCACCCAUGUGAUCAUCUACACUCUAUACGUGAGUGGACUGAAGCAAAGAUACAGACACUUCCUCCGUCAGCCUGAUGGGGCAAUUGUUGAGGUGAUAGGUGAAAUAGAUGGAGAUGACAAUGGAACUGGCUCAGCUCACAGUGCUGCCCAUCAGAAAGAAAAGAAGGAAAGUGCAAGCCUUUCAAUCCAACUGCGAAAGCGCAGGAAACCAUUAGGCCGGUUCCGCCGUAUGGAGCCUUUAGGAGGAAGUGGAUGUGGCUCCAGUUCUGCUCUACAAGAUCUUCAUGAAUGAUUAUUGAGAAUCAUGGAGGGACUGUACAUCAAAACAAACUAUAGUUUCACUUUUUUUUGCUGUUGUGCCUUGUGAUUUUUGUACCUCGGCUCAAAAAAGGUUCAAAAACUCUGAUCUUCAAGACCUAAUGUUCACAAACAAUGCAUGUGAAUCUAUCUGUAUUUCAAUAAAUGCUUUAGCAAUACUUUUAAUGAAUGCCGGUUGUCAAAUAUCCCACAAUGCCUCAAUGCUGUAAAGUAUGAAGAUUCUUAAAGUCACUAAUCAGAAGACGAGUGAUAAAAUAUCAAUUUUUGCCUUACAUUAAACAGGAUAAUAUUCAGGCCAGCUUGAUUUGUAUUGAAUAUGUGUCUGCUAGCCGGUGCUUAGUGUAAUGAAGUGGCUCACAAAUCAGGCUGUAAUGGCCUCGUACUUACACAUAUUGCUUAAUUAAAGGUUGUGAGCUUAUUAGCAUGUGUCUCUGGCUCAGGCUACAGGAAAAUGGGGAGCAGGACUGAUGUCGUUCAGGGCUCGGCUUUAAAGGUUUUAUAGAUAGCGAACCUAUCAUACUAAAGCUUUAGCCCCUCUAAAAUCUGAUCUUAAUAACCAAUCAUUUUCAUUGAUGAUGAUUUCCCUUUAUGAGCAGCCAUUACAGAUCAAGUUCAGGGUCUCACUGAAUGGCGAUGGCCUCCAUUUUUGCUCGUCAUAAUCAGCGGCACACCUUACUUUGGCCUUGAAGUUGCUCCUUGCCUCCAUGUUUAAACUAUUGCUGUUUUGGCCUUGGGUCGUGGAGACCAUUGCAUAUGGACACACACAUUCACAUGUACCUAGAACUCCAACAUAACAUUACACAAAUUCAACUAAAAUGCCCAGAUAAAAGGAAGAAAAAUAAGCCAUUUAUGUUCAUCUCCAUCUGUGAUUUGAAUUUUAAAAAAAUUGUAUGUUAUAGGUAAAAAUAAUCUCCUGUGUUUUCAAAUGCUAAAUACAUUUUUUUCGCUCUAAAAAGCUCACCUAAUAGUCUCAAUUAAUCUCCCAAAAACAACAGUAUAAUCCAGAGCGCCUUAUAUAUGGAUUAAUCCCGGUUGUGCUUAAUGAUGCAUGAUUUUGAAGCGAUUUUGAGAAUUACAUGGUGCUCUUUCAAAAUGUUUGGUUUGGUUUGAAUACUAUUGUGAAUAGGCUAAUGCUGCUAAUGUGUAGUGCUGUCGGGUAGUGUUACCAACAUGGUAGGGAGUUAGAGUAGUCACAGUAACAUUUGUUUUAGUUGUAUCCGCCUGUUUUUCAUGUGUGGCAAACUAGGUUGGGAGUUACAGGUAUUGUAACAAUGCUAACGCUUCUAACAUGUGUAUCAUAUUACAAAAAGUUCAAAUUACAGAGAAUAUGGCAAAUGUUUUGUCUUGUGUCAUUCAAUUCUCCAAAAUUCAUAGUAAAUAAUUAUUAUACCUGGAGGUUUGUCAGUCUGUCCGAUGACGUGACCUCACAACGUUCUUGUAGCACGCGUCGACGAGCAUGUGCGCAGACUGCUGCCGGCCAUGGCUAAAGGAAAAAAGCGUAUCAAGGUAGAAUUAUCUGUUGACUGUUUGUAUUUUGUGUCAAAAGAAUAAAAGACCCACUGACACCAACCCAGAGUUGUCUUCGUUCAACACCAGAACAAAACCCAAAGUAUAACAAGGAAUGUGACCCAAUUACAUGAACAAAGUUAAUUGAGUCGAACUGAUUGAUGGACUUAUCUCUGUCUCCUUUGUCUCGCUUAAUGUGCCUUAUAGUUUGAUGCACCUUAUAUAUGAAAUAAUUUCAAAAAAUAGACCAUUCAUUGACGGUGAGUCUUGUAAUUGGUUGGAAAAUAUAGUUUGUAUGUUAGCAUACAUUCUUUCUAUUUUUAUUAUUUGUUUUCUCCCGUUCUAUCAUUUGACCCUAACCAGAGCCAUAAGAGUUAGAGAUCACUCCAUUAACAAUGAAAGUCCCACACCCCCAUAUUCAAUCAGCCCACUAAUGAACAAUAAGCAGAGAUGCUGCCUUUCAGAUAUGACAAGAAGCUCUUUUCCUUCACCAAACAUCCCUUCCUCUGGAUCUACUCCCAUGAACUUGUCUACUUGUUUUCAGAUGUUGUCUUUGUUUUAUUAAAAGUGAAUGCAAGAUGAUAGUCGUGACAGUGUUAACCUAAACACAGCUGAAAAACAAAAAAAUUCCACUGACGUUCUGUUGGUUUCGACAGGUUAUUCUUUUAUGUAAACCCAUGAAACACAUUGAAUGAAUCGUUCGUGCCCUCCAAUCCUCUUUGUUUUCCUUUUGAUGUUCUCUGAGAGAAUUGCUACCUUUUCUAUUCAUGAUCAUCAAAACAAUGCCCCCUGCAAAACGUUCAGACUGUGAAGACUACAGAUGCAAAGAGGGCAAAGGUAUUUCACUGGUUCAAAUAUUUGAUUGGUAAUGACAAACACAAUUUCUCUUCAAUUUAAAUUUCAAAUUGGUCCCCUGGAGCAGUGAUUUCUGAGUGAGGAAAACAUGCCGUUGGGUUUUGGGCGCCUCACAUUUUGCUGAUUUAAGUUAAAAGAAAACCUUUUUGCAGUGCUAUCAUAAGGGAGCUGCAACUUUUUGAAGUAAGUGCCUGCAUCUGCUUAAAGCCAAUGCAACCUGGGGAUGUUGCUGGAGAGUGAGGAAAGAGGGGGGAAAUAAAACAUAAAAAGAAGAAAAAUAACACUUUGUCUAAUUCUAUAUUUACGUUGCCCUCAGCUUUAGGUAUUCACAUAAAACAGUUUGUAUUCAGAAGUGCUGUGGUGAUCGUUACUCUGUACGUUGAGAUCAGCAACUCUCGCGGCACAGUUGGAGGGUGCAGCUCAGCUUGAUUCAUUUGAAUUAAAGUUGCUGGAAUUCGUAGUUUUUCUUUUUUCAAACUUUUUCUGAUUGUGCUUUUUUUUAAGGGCAACCAAUAAAGAAUUUCUUUUGAUGAAGAAAUUUCUACGUUUGCUGUUACUGCACACAUGUAUUUUAAAUUUGCUCAGUUUUAUGCCACUUUGUUUGAGGUAAAAGGAAAAAUAAUUAUGCAUUGCAAGCAGAGUUUCUCUUUUGCCACUGAGAAGAAAGCCAAUGUUGGUCUGAGGGCGAACUGAGUUCUUACCAUGAGAGGAUGCAAAAAAAAAAAAAAAA